Molecule: messenger RNA, 1629 nt
Organism: Adineta steineri
Lineage: Eukaryota; Metazoa; Rotifera; Eurotatoria; Adinetida; Adinetidae
Source: the annotation of a GenBank genome assembly
AUGGACAACUACACAUCAAUAACAUCAGGUCACCAACAUGGUGAAAACGAUAUCUCAAUCAGCUUUACGGCAUCAAAAAAAAAGCUUGAUCGUUUAGAUCCAUCAUUUAUCUAUACUCAGAUCCUGAAAGAGAUCCUAUCAACCAUCAACUUCGAAGAUAAGCAUUUCGAAGAAUUUAUUACUUAUUGUCGUACAACAAUUGGUAAAACUAUUACUGAUCUUAAUAUAAUUGAAGCAUUCAGACGUGGCUAUGACAAAAAAGAAGCUAUUAAGUGGUACACGUCUGAAUGUUUUUUAUAUACGAUGCUUAAUCAAGCAUUAAGAUCAAUGGAUGUUGAUAUUAUUGUUCGAAUGGGCUUCUUUAUUAAUGAUCUACAUCGUCAUAUUCAAGAACUUCAUUCGAAUCAAUUUGGUAGUCAACAAUCUGGUAAAACAUUUACAGUUUAUCGUGGACAAUGUCUUUCAAAUGAAGAUUUCGACGAAAUGAUAAACAAUAAAGGUGGACUUCUAUCAUUUAAUAACUUUUUAUCAACUAGUACAAAACGUGAUGUUUCUCUCUUUUUCGCACCACAAGAUGCUACAAAUUCUGAACUUACUGGAAUUCUAUUUGUUAUAUCAAUUAAUCCUACGGAUUCAACAGCUACAUUUGCUUCUAUUAGACAUGUUAGUCAUCAUGAUGUUGAAGAUGAAAUCCUCUUCUCUAUGCAUACCAUUUUUCGCAUUGGAGAUAUUAAACCAACGAAAGAAAACAAGCAUGUCCAAGAAGUGAAUUUAACAUUGACCAGGGAUACCGACGAAGAACGUCUUACUCUUACUAAGCGUAUACUGCAAGAGACCUGUCCCAAUUCGAACGGAUGGUACAGAUUAGGUCAAUUACUAAUUCAAAUGGGUCAGUCUGACAAGGCUGAAGAAGUUUAUGAAGAUUUACUUAGUCAAGCAACGCAUGAGAGUGACAAGGCAAGUAUUUAUCAUCAAUUAGGUUGGAACAAAUAUAAUCAAGGAAAUUAUGAAGCAGCACUUACACAUUAUAAAAAAACACUUGAUAUCUAUCAACAAUUAUCUCUUCCUAAUCAUCUUGAAUUAGCUAAUACCUGUAACAACAUCGGUUUGGUAUAUCACAACCUGAAUGAUUGGUAUAUGGCACUUUAUCAUCUUGAAUUCGCCCUUGGGAUUCGACUAGAUUCACUUUCUCAGAAUCAUCUUGAUUUGGCUAUAUCUCAUAAUAACAUCGGUUUGGUAUAUUACAAGAAAUGUUUUUAUUAUACAGCACUCUAUCAUUGUAAAUUAGCCCUGAAAAUUCGACAACAACUUCCUGCUAAUCAUCCUGAUUUGGGUACGUCUCAUAAUAAUAUUGGCUUGGUAUAUUUCAGCAUACAUUAUUAUCGUGAAGCACUUAAUCAUCUUGAAUUAGCCCUUGCGAUUCGACUAGAAUCACUUCUUUCUAAUCAUCUUGAUUUAGGUGCUUCUUAUAACAACAUUGGUUUGGUGCAUGAGAAAAUGGGCAACUAUUCAGAAGCUCAUUCAUUUUAUGAACGUGCUGUACAAAAUGGACAAGAACCAUUAUCAUCAGAUCAUCAAAUUCUUCAACAACGAAAAGAAAACCUCGAACGCUUGAAAAAGAAAUUAUAA